AUAGCAAACAAAAGCAACACUUGAACGAAACGAACAAGAAUGGCCCCUCUUCGACUCUCGCCGUUAGCGACUUUCCUCUUCUCUUUAGUAUUCUCGAUCAUCCAAUCACAAUCAUUCACGUCAACAAGUACAACCAUUCAGCUCCCUCGAUCAAAUACCUCGUUCUCCGUCAUCGAUUACGGCGCCGCCGGCGACGGUAAGAACUAUGACACGCAACACAUACAAGCGGCGAUCGAUGACUGCUCCGCUGCUGGUGGUGGACGGGUGACAUUUCCCGCCGGAGACUACCUGACGGCGACGAUUUACCUGAGAUCGAGGGUAGUGUUGGAGAUCGAGAAGGGAGCGAGGAUAUUGGGAGGGACGAGAUUGGAGGACUAUCCGAAGGAGUCGAGGAGAUGGUACGUUGUGUUGGCGGAGAACGCGAUAGACGUAGGGAUCACCGGAGGAGGAGUGAUCGACGGUCAGGGAUUGAAGUUCGUGGAGCGGUUGGAUCCUCGGAAGAACGUGAUGGUUAGCUGGAACAGAACGGGUGAUUGUUACGGGGAUGAGUGCCGGCCGAGACUCGUGGGUUUCCUUGAUUGCCGGAAUGUUAACGUUUGGGACGUCAGAUUGACGGAUCCCGCUUAUUGGUGCCUGCACAUUGUUAGGUGCCAAAACACAUCAAUUCAUGAUAUUUCAAUUUAUGGGGACUUCAACAUCCCAAACAAUGAUGGAAUAGAUAUAGAGGAUUCAAAUAACACUUUCAUCACAAGAUGCAACAUCAAUACAGGGGAUGAUGCAAUAUGCCCUAAGACAUCCACAGGCCCCCUUGUUAAUUUGACUGUUACAGACAGUUGGAUUAGAACAAAAUCUUGUGCAAUCAAGCUUGGCAGUGCAAGUUGGUUCAAUUUUGAAAGUAUGUUGUUUGACAACAUCACUAUUACUGAUUCUCACAGAGGGCUUGGAUUCCAGAUACGUGAUGGAGGAAAUGUGAGUGGCAUUACCUUUUCAAAUAUUAAGAUCAGUACAAGAUACUAUGAUCCUUCAUGGUGGGGGAGAGCAGAGCCUAUCUAUGUGACAAGUUGCCCACGAGACUUGAACUCCAAAGCUGGUUCCAUCUCUGAUCUGCUUUUUGUUAACAUAUCGGCCGUUUCAGAAAAUGGGGUCUUCUUGUCUGGCUGCAAAGGUGGGCUUCUUAGCAACCUGAAAUUCAUUAAUGUGAACCUUACCUAUAGAAGAUGGACACCGUUCCCAGGUGGAUUGAUAGAUUACAGGCCAGGAUGCCGAGGACUUGUGAAUCAUAGCAUAGCUGGGAUUAUUAUGGAGCACAUUAAAGGAUUAGAGAUAGAAAAUAUGAGCAUGAGAUGGUUCGACGGUCACACAAGGCGAUGGAAUAACCCUUUUGACUUCAGGCCUUCAACUGUUAAUGAUAUAUCUUUGCUCAAUUUCCACUCUGGUCUCUACGAGCAGUAGAGAGAAUGUUCUUCACAAGCUCAUCAGAAAUGUUAUUCUUUAUGAAGAUAAUCGGGCACUGAUUCU
Molecule: messenger RNA, 1518 nt
Organism: Telopea speciosissima
Lineage: Eukaryota; Viridiplantae; Streptophyta; Magnoliopsida; Proteales; Proteaceae
Product: exo-poly-alpha-D-galacturonosidase
Exons: 3
Coding region: 40-1452 (470 amino acids)
Biological process (GO): carbohydrate metabolic process
Molecular function (GO): polygalacturonase activity
Source: RefSeq, a predicted model, not a curated record